This is a messenger RNA of Drosophila subpulchrella, 1011 nucleotides long. RefSeq names its product probable tRNA(His) guanylyltransferase (gene THG). Gene Ontology annotation, biological process: tRNA modification. NCBI's taxonomy places the organism in Eukaryota, Metazoa, Arthropoda, Insecta, Diptera, Drosophilidae. The coding region runs from base 48 to 989 and encodes 313 amino acids. Gene Ontology annotation, molecular function: magnesium ion binding; tRNA guanylyltransferase activity. The record is from RefSeq and is a predicted model, not a curated record. The transcript is spliced from 2 exons.
ACAGCUGUUGACAACUCAUGCCUUCGUUAACAUAAAGAAACUUUUAAAUGCGGCUUCUUGGAACUUUUAAUAAAUUCAGUAAAUUAUUGAAUCGAACCUUUGUCCAGGAUUCCCCCAAACGCAGCAUGGCCUGCAGCAGAUUCGAGUACGUGAAAUCCUUCGAGCAGGACGACAGCAUAUUGCCCAAUGUGUGGAUAGUCAUACGGAUCGAUGGCAAAAAAUUCCACAAGUUCUCCAAGACGCACGAUUUCGAGAAGCCCAACGAUGAGAAUGCUCUCAAUGUGAUGAAUGCGGCCGCCACUUCUGUGAUGCAGGAGUUCCGGGAUAUUGUCCUGGCUUACGGCCAGAGUGAUGAGUACUCCUUUGUGUUCCGCAAGGAGACGUCCACCUUUAAGCGACGAUCCGCCAAACUGCUCACCUACGUCACCAGCCUGUUCUCCACCAGCUAUGUGAUGCAGUGGUCCAAGUGGAUGAACAUUCCCCUGGCCUACGCUCCCUGUUUUGACGGCCGAGUGGUCCUGUAUCCCUCGGAGCAGAACCUCAAGGACUAUCUCAGCUGGCGACAAGCCGAUGUGCAUGUCAACAACCUCUACAACACCGCCUUUUGGAAACUGGUUUUGGAGAAGGGUCUGACGAAUCAGGAGGCGGAGGCAAAGCUGCGAGGUACCUUCUCGGCGGACAAGAACGAGCUGCUCUUCCAGGAGUUCGGCAUUAACUACAACUCUCUGCCGGCCAUGUACAGAAAGGGGACGAUCCUGCUCAGGAAGCGAGUUACUGUGGGUGACAAGAGCAGACAGGCGGUGGUGCCGCUGCACGAGGAUCUGAUUUCCUCGCAGUUUUGGAAGCAGCACACCGAGAUCUUGGGCAAAUAUGUGCCUGGCACUUAUACAGCCGCACAGGAACUGCCCAGGUUGGUGGAGUUGCAGCUGAAUGCCAAGCAAGUGGACGAGGAGUCGGAGGAGCCACAGAAUCUGGCCGGGAUUAGCUGAUAGUUGAACUUAUGGCAAUAUA